AUGCGACCUCUGGUCGCACGGGUGACGUUCUACUACAGCAUCUUCCUCGACGCCGUCGCCAAUUCGGUCGCAGGUUUGUUGGAGGCGAACAUCUUCACGGAAGAUGAGUCCCCGGCCUCUAGCUCACACCGAUCCAACCGAACAGCCGAGCGGAAUAGAAGGUCAGGGCUUCGCCGGAGGAGGUACCACGUGCUGCUAGAGGACCUGGAAGGCAUGGGGGAGGACGAGUUCAGAAACUUGUUCCGCAUUAACCGCGCCAUCCUAGAUUACAUUGUAGUCGGGAUGGCAAUCUACAUGCAGCCGUACGUGGACAGAUAUCUCAUCAGCCACGAAGUGGCAUGCCUGGUCGCUAUUAAAUACCUGGCCACCGGCAUGUCGUUCGUGGACUUGUCUUCCGUCUUCGGCCUCUCCAAGACCCUGUGCCACAUGCUUGUUGACGCUCUGCUCAUGCACUUCCCCUCCGUCUUCAAGCAGCAGUGGGCCCACUUCCCGACCCGUGACGACCUCGACGAGAUGGCGGAGGAGUUCCGCGCCAUCAAAGGAGUUCCUGCUGUAGUGGGGGCUAUAGACGGCACACACGUGCACAUGAAGGGGAUGGAGGGGCACAUGCAGGAGUACUACACGCGCAAGUCAUGCUACGCCGUCCAGCUGCAGCUCACAUGCGACGCCCGCGGAAUCAUUUGGGACUAUUUGAUCGGAUACCCGGGCAGUGCACACGAUAAGAGGGUGUUCAUGAACAGCGCAAACAAGUAA
Closterium sp. NIES-65 is the source of this 753-nucleotide messenger RNA. NCBI's taxonomy places the organism in Eukaryota, Viridiplantae, Streptophyta, Zygnematophyceae, Desmidiales, Closteriaceae. The record is from the annotation of a GenBank genome assembly.